AUCUUUGCUUUUGCGAGGGAGAUCUUGGUCCGUCAGCCGCUAGGUAAGCCCACCUCAAUGAAUGGGACAAUUCAAGCCAGCCGCCAUGCAAUCAAAGCGCUGCCGAAGGUGGAGCUGCACGCGCAUCUCCACGGCAGCAUCAAGCAGCAGACUCUGCAGCGGCUGCUGGCCGAGAGACGACCCUCCGACGACCGGCUGGCAGACGUGAGCUUCGACCUGUUCCACAUCGACUCGAUAAGGGACCUCGACAAGUGCUUUGUGUACUUUGAGUUGGUGUAUUUGCUGGUGGAGGACGAGCAGACGGUGCAGCAGAUCACUCAGGAGGUGCUGCGGGACUUCUAUGAAGAUGGCGUGAGAUACCUGGAGCUCAGGACGGUGGGUGCGUCACAUGCAUGCAUGUGGCUCAUCUGUCUGUGUUUUCUGUCUGUGUUUGGUGUGUGUGUGUGUGUGUGUGUGUGCAGACGCCUAAAGCGAAUGAGCGGACUGGGCUGACGAAGGAUUCGUACCUGCAGACACUCGAGCGGGCUAUCGAGUGGGCGAAAGAGGCCCUGCCAGACAUGCAGGUGGGCAAAACGGGAUAUGGAUCAGUGAAGCCAUGCAGUGGCUGUAGCUCUGCGGGUGUGUGAGUGCAGGUGUAUCUGCUGUUGUCUGUGAAUCGUGCCCGAUUGACGAGUGCCGAAGAUGCGAGGAAAGAUGUGGAUGAGCUGCUGGACCUGGCCAUCAAACACCGGUCCCUUGUGGUCAGCUCAGCGCACUCAGACAGCAGGCAGGCAGGCAGGCAGGCAGAGAUAUGGUGAGUGGGUGUUGCUGCUGGGGACAGGUGGGUGUGGAUAUCUGUGGCAAUCCCGCCAAAGGCGACCUCUCGUUGGUGCUGCCCCUCUUGCGCAGCCGGCUGUACGAUGACGCGCGGUACCACCACCUCAAGCUCACCGUACACACGGCAGAGGUGCACACACACACACACACACACAGGCAGGCACGCGCCCAGACGCAUUCUCCGCGUUCAGAUGGCCAACACCGAUACGGAGAAUGCGGCCAUUCUGGAGCUCAACCCGCAGAGGCUCGGCCAUGUGUGCUUCCUGGUGCGUGCAGGGGUAGACGCAGUAGUGUAGCCGCGGCGACACAUCCCACUGUCGCCGCCACAUGUGUUGCCUUGUUGUCUGUAUGGAUGCAGAGUGAUGCGCACAGCGAGUUGGUGGCCCGCGAGGGGAGGGCGAUUGAACUGUGUCCCACGUCCAACAAAGUCGCCAUGGACCUGACGUAUGAGGGCGGACACAUACGGAGAGCGACAGAAAGAAUGGGAUGCAUGUGGUCGUCAUGGGUGUGUGUGUGUGUGUAUGUGUGUCAGGACGAUGGAAGACCACCACUUCGGGUACUAUUACAAGGAGAGGAGGCACCCCGCCAUCAGCAUAUGCACCGACGACACUGGCCUGUUCUCCACCACCCUCACAGACGAGCUCCAACAUCUCGCACAAGUGAGUGACCGACCGAUCAAAACCACACACGACGCAAUGUGUGCACUCAUCUGUGGUGUCUCAUUCAGGCAUUCGAUCUCACUUUGGACGACAUAUGGUCCCUUCAGCAGAGCGCAUUCAAGUCCUCCUUCGCCCCGCCCGAGGCGCGUCAGCGGCUGGGCGAGCGGUUCUUCUUUCGACCGCUGAGCGAUGUGUGUGGUGGGUGUGGUGGGGAGAAUAAUGCCGGCGAUGAGAGGGGGGUGGCGGAGGGGUGUGAGGGGGAGAGGGGCGGGUAGACGGCCUCUCUUGGGCCUUAGUCGGUUGUGUGUGUGUGUGAGUGUGUGUGUGAUUUGGGGCGUAUGAAUGGUGUAUGGAUCGAUGGCCGAUGAGCAGACGGCCAAGUAUGUGUACGCGCGUUUGUGAAAGGAGUGCAGUGAGUGCAUCAUCAGAC
Vitrella brassicaformis is the source of this 1905-nucleotide messenger RNA. The record is from the annotation of a GenBank genome assembly. NCBI's taxonomy places the organism in Eukaryota, Vitrellaceae.